CCAUAGUCCGUGCAUCCAGCCUUCAGUCGACCGGAGAGGUGUUUUCCCCUGUACAGCGGAGAGAGAGAGGAACUACACGGCCAGGCGGAUAACGUUACUCACUCUGUCUGAGAAUGUACUAGUCUGAAGAAAUGGCAUGCGGAUACACUUUAAAACAAAUUACUUUAACUUGGUAGCAAUAUGGAUUAUGUCGUACUCAAGGGAAUGUGAACGGCCACUGGAGACUCAGGCUGGAAGUUUUGAAGGACCGAUCACGGCGCCUCUUCCCCGGUCCGGUGUUAUUACCGGGGUCCCAUUUUCCCGGGUAGCCCCAUGCAAAACAUAACGGCACCCGGCAGCCCCAACAACAACUCUGAUGUCAUUUGCUCCUGUAACUGCACCGGUCCCCAGCCGGAGGGAAUGGAGAUAUCCGUCCUGGAGUCUGCUCAGAUCCUCAUCAUCCUGGUCCUGAUGAUUGUAAUGCUGCUGGUGAUUGGCUGUCUGUUGAACCACUACAAGCUGUCUGUCUGCUCCUUUCCGACCAGACAGAGCCAGGCCCGGAGGCAAGCACAACACCUACAGCAGGAUGUGUGUCUCUGGCCGGCGGAGAGCGGCUCUCGACAAGGUGCCUCCGAGGUGGUGUAUGUGCCCCAGUCCAGGGAGAGGUUCACAGCCCCCUCCUUUAUGUACCGGGAUCGUUGCAGUCCCUUCCAGCCCACCUACCCCUACCUGCCCCACGACAUCCACCUUCCCCCCACCAUCUCCCUGUCUGAUGGAGAGGAGCCCCCGCCCUACCAGGGCCCCUGCACCUUACAGCUGAGGGACCCAGAGCAGCAGUUGGAGUUAAACAGGGAGUCGGUCAGGGCCCCCCCCAAUAGAACCAUCUUCCACAGUGAAGUGAUAGACAUGCACAGUGGAGGGGGGGGAGGGCCGAGACCACCCAGCAGUAACUCUGGUAUCAGCGUAGCCAAUAGCAGCAGCCACAGACGCAUGGAACGCUCGCCUCCGGCAUAUUGCGAUGUGAUUGGUCACUUUUUUCACCACCCACACAGCAGUAACCCACUCGGGACCUGGACCGGGGGUGGGACCAGCCAGCAGGGCCAAUCAGAAAGCACAAUACCUGCCAAGGCCCUGAAAGGGGAGGAGCUGAGGUUUUGGCCUUUCUCGGGAGUUUUUCCUAGCCACCGUGCUUCUACACCUGCAUUGCUUGCUGUUUGGAGUUUUAGGCUGAGUUUCUGGACAGCACUUUGAGAUAUCAGCUGAUGUAAGAAGGGCUUUAUAAAUAAAUAUAUGAGUUAAUACGUGUUAAAAUCACCUUUUGGCAGCGACUACAGCUUUGAGCCUUCAUGGGUAAAGUCUCUAAGAGCUUGUUGCACACCUGAAUUGUACAAUAUUGGUACA
Molecule: messenger RNA, 1380 nt
Organism: Oncorhynchus masou masou (cherry salmon)
Lineage: Eukaryota; Metazoa; Chordata; Actinopteri; Salmoniformes; Salmonidae
Product: protein TMEPAI-like
Exons: 5
Coding region: 313-1230 (305 amino acids)
Biological process (GO): negative regulation of transforming growth factor beta receptor signaling pathway
Cellular component (GO): early endosome membrane; Golgi membrane
Molecular function (GO): R-SMAD binding
Source: RefSeq, a predicted model, not a curated record